GGAGCAGCGUCCUUUGCCGCCCUCCUCCUCCUCCCUCUGUGGGGAAAACUGAGGAAAAGCAACGGGAGGACCCAGAGGAGGAAUCCUGACAUAUUAGGACUUUUCGGACACUUUGUUUGUUUUGUAUCACAAAUUAAAUGUGCCUCGACGGGACGAUAUCCCGCGCGUGCUUGGUGGUAAAUGUGAGGAGCAGUCGGACCGGAAGCUUGACGAACUGAAGUUAGCCCGCUGCAGCUAACUUAGCUAACAGCUAACAAGAAAAGACAGAGACACGAGUCGUGCGGAGGGAAAUGUAACUCGUAAUGUUUCCUCCCGGGAUUAACUUCAGGGGCGGAUGAGAAAGGAAUAGUCGAGCGAACAGCGAGCCGGACGAGCGCUGCCAUGCGGGGGUUGAGUCGCUGCCCUGGCCGCCUGUCCGAGUCCCCGGGCUGGCCGCGCUCUGUGCCAUGGCGCCUGGGGGGCUUGUUGUUCCUGCUGCUGCUGGGGGGCGCCGACUGCCUCGCCAGCCCCGGCAGCUCCUCGGCCAACAACAGCCCCAGUGUCAACAUCUACAUGAGCGUGGAGGAGGUGAAGAAGCUUUUAGGCCUGGAUGCAGAACUCUACUAUGUACGAGACGAUGUGGUGAAUCAUUAUGCUCUGUCUUUCAACAUACCUGUGCCCACUGAAACCAACAGCCUUUACUUUAUGUGGUAUUCCAGGUCAAAGGUUGACUACCGCCUUGCGUUCUACCUGGAGAACCCUGUUGCCCUGAGUCCUCCACGGAGCAACAUCUCUAAUCAGGGAGAGGUCCCUCGUGUUUCCUCUGUCUUUAGAGUGGACAUCGUCUGCUCAGGCAAAGUGGAUGAAGAGGCAUUUUUAACGAUGCAACUCAAUCUGACCAGUCACGCCAACAACUACACAGUGCUCAACUUCAAGAGGAGGAAAAUGUGCUACAAAAGAAUAGAUUCUGACCCAAAGAUACCCGUUCCCUUCAACAAUAACACCGUUCUGCCGACAGGCUUUAAUGGCGUGCCCACCCCAACCACCUCCACCCAGGUGUUCUACAUCAGUGUGAGCGUCUGCUGCAUUGUCAUCUUUCUCAUUGCCAUUAUCCUGGCCAUCCUUCACCUGCACAGUGUCAAGAGAGUAGAGACGGAGGACAGUGUGAGUGACAGUGGGAGCUCACAGGGCCUGUCUCAGCCGUCCACUCAGACCACGCAGUACCUGAGGGCUGAUACUCCAAACAACGCAGCUUCUGUCACCAACAAUCACCCUGGUUCUGCACCCAUUCUCCAGCUUGCUGCCUCCUCCUUCCAAAACCCAGGUGCUCCCCCUCAUGAAAACAAAAGUUACCCAUCUCUUCGAAUAGAGAAGAAUGACCUGAGGAGUGUGACUUUAACAGAGGCAAAAGCAAAAGUGAAAGACAUCGCAAUCUCGAGGGACAGAGUAACACUCCGAGAUGUUUUACAUGAAGGCACAUUUGGCCGCAUCUUCCAUGGAGUGCUGCUGGAUGAAAAAGACCCUACGAAGGAGAAGCAGGUCUUUGUGAAGACGGUGAAAGAUCAUGCCUCCGAGGUGCAGGUGACCAUGAUGCUGACUGAAAGUUGCAAGCUGAGGGGUCUUCAUCACAGGCCGUCUCUCAACAGGACCUCGUUUACAUGGCCAUCCAAAUUGCUUGUGGAAUGAGCUACCUGGCUCGCAGGGAGGUCAUCCACAAAGAUCUCGCCACUCGGAACUGUGUCAUUGACGACAACAUGCAGGUGAAGAUUACAGACAAUGCCCUCGCUCGAGAUCUGUUUCCUAUGGACUACCACUGUCUGGGGGAUAACGAGAACCGUUCCGUCCGCUGGAUGGCCCUGGAAAGCUUGCUCAACAACGACUUCUCCAGUGCAAGUGAUGUGUGGGCCUUUGGAGUGACAUUGUGGGAACUCAUGACUUUGGGGCAGACCCCCUACGUCGACGUCGACCCUUUUGAGAUGUCUGCUUACCUGAAGGACGGUUACAGAAUAGCACAGCCCAUCAACUGCCCAGAUGAGCUGUUCGCAGUGAUGGCGUGCUGCUGGGCCCUGGACCCGGAGGAGAGGCCAAAGUUUCAGCAGCUGGUUCAGUGUCUCACAGAGUUCCACGCUGCGUUGGGCGCCUACGUGUAAAAACAGAAGAACCCUGACGGCUGGUGGACGUUGGGAAACGUGCCUUAUCAGAUGCAUGAGCAGGCCUGAGGGCUCUUGUACAUUUUACGCUUGACUUGAUGUUUAAUUACUUUUUACAGCAUAGCAAAGCAAAAAGAUUCCUUGUUUUAUGUUUUUCUUUUUUGCUUUGAAAGCAUCUUUUCUUCUCGAGGACCAGAGCGAUGGACCGAGUCCUCCUUUGUACAACUCGUCAACUUGUUACGGACAUUAACGUUUCUUUGCAGUGACAGUUUUCUACUGUUUGAUGGUGAAGCAGCGUGAACUCUAGAUUUAUUUUGGAUAACGGUUAAAUUCCUCAGAAUGAUUCAGGUACCUUGUCGAGCUUGGUACGAGAGAGAAAGCAGACUUGUUUUUGUCGUGGUGGUCGUGAGACGCCCUCGGAUGGUACAGUAUUUCCUCUGGAUAAUUUUCUUUUUCCUGCAGUCUGAUUGUGCCAACUCUCUGCAGGGACGUUCUGUGAGGUUUGAUGUCCACUAAUGCAUCAAAGCUGCCAGUUUAAACCAGCUUCUUGUUUCAUGUCUGGUUUGAACUCAAGAAACGGACAUUUUUUAAUAUUUUUUGUACAUAUCACAUCCAUUGUUCCUCCCCACAUAGUUUUGUAUGUUUUUAUAAGCUUGUUUAGAUCAGAACACGAGACUUCUGACCCGUUUUUAACAGCUAUUCCACUAAAAUCACUGUGAAAACACCAGCUGGGUCUGAUCGUGUUCUUCCACCUGUACCAUGUUUGACUCGUGGUUUUAUGGUCACUGCAUGUCAGGCUGUAAACACCUUCCCACGUUCAUAUCCUCACAUUAUCUUUGAAUACUUGU
Messenger RNA from Nematolebias whitei (Rio pearlfish), 2977 nucleotides. RefSeq names its product receptor like tyrosine kinase (gene ryk). Gene Ontology annotation, cellular component: signaling receptor complex. Lineage: Eukaryota; Metazoa; Chordata; Actinopteri; Cyprinodontiformes; Rivulidae. Gene Ontology annotation, molecular function: ATP binding; protein kinase activity. The record is from RefSeq and is a predicted model, not a curated record. Gene Ontology annotation, biological process: axonogenesis; multicellular organism development; cell surface receptor protein tyrosine kinase signaling pathway.